This is a messenger RNA of Polistes canadensis, 1572 nucleotides long. RefSeq lists its product as uncharacterized. NCBI's taxonomy places the organism in Eukaryota, Metazoa, Arthropoda, Insecta, Hymenoptera, Vespidae. The transcript has a single exon. The coding region runs from base 1 to 1572 and encodes 523 amino acids. The record is from RefSeq and is a predicted model, not a curated record.
AUGGCAGCGAAACUAGCGCUGCAAGAGGCGCGGGCUUACACUAUCUCGAAUCUGCCUGCCAAUGCAAAAAACUUUCACGCUAUGGACCUCUCAACCGCUGUCGACACAAGGGAGUUGCUUCGAUCAGCAUGGUCAAAGUUCGAUGCCGAACACGACCGCAUCGUAUCGUCAUCUCGCGAAACAGCAAUAGAACAGUUGUAUUUUAAGGAAAACUGGUACGAUGCGACCAUGCAGGCAUAUCUAGGCGGGGUAACGCUGUUAAACUUGCAGAUAGAAGAACUCUCCCAGCAAGUAACACCUGUCACAUCUCAAAGAGCAUCUCGUUUCAGGACAGUACUUCCCACUAUCUCAUUACCGAAGUUCUCCGGUGCCUUCUCAGAGUGGAGACCCUUUGAGGAACUAUUUUCCUCAAUGAUAAAAGACAACUCAGACCUCUCACAAGUGGAGAAGUUACAUUAUCUCAGAACCAGCCUGGAGGGAGCAGCGGCUAAAGUCAUCUCAGAUCUGAAAUUAUCCGCUGAUUCUUUUACGAUAGCAUGGAAUAGAUUGUCAGACAGAUUCGACAACAAACGCCUAACAAUCCUGGCUCAUCUAGAUAGGCUGAUGGCCCUUCCUCGCAACAAGGAAAGGUCAUCUGGAUUCCUCAACAAAUUAAUCAAUAUAGUAACGUCAUCUCUCAGUGCUCUAGAGUCAUUAGGAUACCCGACUAACCAAUGGGAUCACAUCUUCGUUCAUCAGGUGGGAUUAGCGUUGGACGACAAGACUCGCAAAGACUGGGAAACCAGACUAGGAACAUCACGCGAGUUCCCACCGCUAGAUAAACUAAUGAGUCAUGUCACUAGCACGGCUAGAGCACUGGAACAUAUCGAGACUCGUAGGUCUUACGAGGGAUUCAGGAAAACAUCUCAACGGCCUAAAUCUCCUCCCACAAGGUCCUAUGCAAGGGCCUUGAACGUGAAGGCUGUGGCUACCACGCCUGCGAAGACAUCUCAGAAGCCCGGAUCAUCUCAAUUGGCAGUAGAUAAAAGGCCAAUCGGAAAACAUCCUUUGCCAUUCAUCAAUGACCUUUCCAAUAACUGCAGCUAUUGUAGUAAUAAGCACUACAUCGCCUUUUGCCCUCUCUUCAGGAAGUUAAAUCGAAAAAAGAAGGAGAAGGUCAUAGCAGAAUCGCGCCUAUGUUAUAACUGCUUGGGCAGGCAUAACGUUAGGCAAUGUAAGAGUACUAGGCGAUGCAACCAGUGUGGAGAUCAGCACCACACGCUCAUACAUCCCGAGAAAAGGAUGACAUCGCACAGAACAUCUCCUCCUACAUCCAGAACAUCUCCUCCAAUCUCCAGAACAUCUCCUCCUAUCUCCAGAACAUCUCCUCCCAUCUCCAGAACAUCUCCUCCAAUCUCAAAGACAUCUCCUUCAACAUCGUCUAGGACAUCUCCUCCUACAUCAAGAUCAUCGCUGYAAAUMUCAAGRAMUUCAAGCUCUCUCUCAGAGACAACACAGACAUCUCAGAGAGUCUCGUCCUCGCAGGGCUCACAUGUAUCGUCGGAUGAGUCACCGAGAGAGGAUCGUCGUUAA